Oryza sativa Japonica Group (Japanese rice) is the source of this 548-nucleotide messenger RNA. The record is from RefSeq and is a predicted model, not a curated record. Lineage: Eukaryota; Viridiplantae; Streptophyta; Magnoliopsida; Poales; Poaceae.
AUUAAGAAAUUGCGGAAAAAAAGGCCCAUCCCAGUUAGCCCAUUCUGAACCGCACUGGUGCCCACUAUAUAAUCCCCAGCCACACACUUCUUCCACACUUCACGCACCUAGGGUUUCGCCGCCGCCGCCGCCGCUUCUUCGUCCCCGCCGCGACGAUGCCGUCCCACAAGACCUUCCGCAUCAAGAAGAAGCUGGCGAAGAAGAUGCGCCAGAACCGCCCCAUCCCCUACUGGAUCCGCAUGCGGACCGACAACACCAUCAGGUACAACGCGAAGCGCAGGCACUGGCGCCGCACCAAGCUUGGGUUCUGAGCAGGAGGUAGCACCGGUUGCUGCCUGCGGAGGCUAGGGUUACUGAGUUAUCUGCAUCAUUUUGUUUUAUGGAUGUUUCAGUGUUUAUGCAAGCUUAGGAUGUGAUUCCAGGAUGCUUUUUAUUAAGGUUUUCUGAAAUGUUAAGUGUAGUUGUACUCUGGUUUACUGAGGAUACCAUGCUAUGCUGUGCUGAGUAAAGGAACCAUUCCAAUAUAUGUCUUUUGAAGUUAUUUCACA